GCUGUGGCAGUUUGCCGAGAGGCUGCAAAUAAAGCAGAUGUGUUUGUUGUGCAUUUCUGUGCUGUCUAGACAUUCCUUUUUCUUAACAAAGCAGAUAUACACAGCAUAACUUGUGGAGCUUUUGUUUAGUUUGGCAUUUUUUAAUUAACUCUCUGGGGAGGUGUGUACAUAAACAGAGAUGAAAUGGAGAAGUCAAGGAAACUGGGAUCAGUGAAAGAUGGGGACCAGUAUUAUCACCAGGGUGCUGUGGAGCUGCUGGUGUUUAACUUUUUGCUCAUCCUUACCAUACUAACCAUUUGGCUGUUUAAAAACCACCGAUUCCGCUUUCUGCACGAAACGGGAGGCGCCAUGGUCUAUGGCCUUAUUAUGGGAUUAAUUUUGCGAUAUGCAACAGCACCAUCUGAUCUUGAAAAUGGAAUUGUCUAUGACUGUGAAAAGAUCAGUGUUAGCCCACCAACUCUGCUUGUUAACAUCACAAAUCAAGUCUAUGAGUAUCAAUAUAAAAGAGAAAUCAGCCAGCACAACAUCAAUGCACACCAAGGCAAUGUGAUGCUACAAAAGAUGAUCUUUGAUCCUUCAAUCUUCUUCAAUGUUUUAUUACCUCCCAUUAUAUUUCAUGCUGGAUACAGUUUAAAGAAAAGACAUUUCUUCCGCAACUUGGGAUCAGUACUAACAUACGCCUUCUUGGGAACUGCAAUUUCUUGUAUAGUGAUAGGGUUGAUAAUGUAUGGGUUUGUAAAAACCAUGGUCCAUCUCAGGCAGCUGAAGAGUGGUGACUUUCACUUCACUGACUGUUUGUUCUUUGGUUCUUUGAUGUCUGCUACAGAUCCAGUGACAGUCCUGGCUAUUUUCCAUGAACUCCAUGUUGACACAGAUCUCUAUGCACUCCUUUUUGGCGAGAGUGUCCUAAAUGAUGCUGUGGCUAUAGUUCUCACAUACUCAAUAUCAAUUUACAGCCCCAAGGAGAACCCCAACGCUUUUGAUGCUGCUGCCUUCUUCCAGUCCGUGGGGAAUUUUCUUGGGAUCUUUGCUGGAUCAUUCGCUAUGGGGUCUGCCUAUGCCAUUGUCACUGCUUUAUUGACAAAGUUUACUAAGCUGUGCGAAUUUCCUUUGUUGGAAACAGGUCUCUUUUUCCUUUUGUCUUGGAGUGCCUUCUUGUCUGCAGAAGCUGCUGGUCUUACAGGAAUAGUGGCAGUCCUUUUUUGUGGAGUCACACAGGCCCAUUAUACAUACAACAAUCUGUCAGCAGACUCCAAAAUGAGAACUAAACAGAUGUUUGAAUUCAUGAACUUCUUGGCAGAGAAUGUUAUCUUCUGCUAUAUGGGAUUAGCACUGUUUACUUUCCAGAAUCACAUCUUCAAUGCACUGUUUAUAUUUGGUGCAUUUGUGGCAGUUUUCAUAGCAAGAGCUUGCAACAUAUAUCCACUUUCCUUCAUUCUCAACUUGGGCCGAAAACAAAAGAUUCCCAGGAAUUUCCAGCAUAUGAUGAUGUUCUCAGGUUUACGUGGUGCAAUAGCAUUUGCUCUGGCAAUACGGGACACGGAAUCGCAGCCUAAGCAAAUGAUGUUUACAACUACCUUACUCAUAGUGUUUUUCACAGUCUGGGUGUUUGGAGGGGGCACCACACCAGUGCUUACAUGGCUCCAUAUCAGGGUUGGUGUUGAUCCAGAUGAGGAUCUUAAGACAGAAAUUGCAAAUCAGACUGCAAAUAACCUGGAUAAAAACACAACCAAAGCAGAAAGUGCCUGGCUCUUCAGAAUAUGGUAUGGUUUUGAUCAUAAAUAUUUGAAGCCCAUUCUCACCCAUGCUGGGCCACCACUUACAACAACUUUACCAGAAUGGUGUAAUCCUGUAGCCAGAUUGCUAACUAGCCCUAGAGCAUAUGGGGAGCAACUGAAGGAUGAUGAUAUGGACUUUAUUGUCAAUAACGAUGAACUGGCAAUAAAUUGUGCAACCUCAGACUCUUCUCCAAUGCCAGCCCAGAGCUCAGCAGAUGCAUCCCACCCUCUGAGCAAAGAAAACAUUUAUGAAGGGGAUCUUGGCUUAGGAGGAUAUGAACUCAAAUCUGAACCUUCUCCAUGGGAAUCCUCAGCCUGAAGUUCAAUGAAAAUAUAUAUGACAAGCAGCACAAGAAGGAAUGCAAGCCAUGCUUAUUCUGCAGAGUUAACAAGAAGCUUGAAAAUGUAUUAAGGGCGCAAACUGAAAAGAAGUACAACUUUGCUGAAUCUGUCCCUGAAGCCUGGAGCAAUGAGAAUGUAUUACUAUCCUAUACAUUAUGCAGCUAAAGUUAAUUUUUCUGACAGUGGGCAUUUUUAAUAAUGGAAUUAUUGCCUGCCAAUGUCAUAUGCACUCAUAAGGCUGGGACCUAUGAUUCUCUUCUUCUACCCUGGAUCCCAUACCUUUCUCCCAGUAAGUCUUCCUUCAACAGAGAAAGACUUCCUCCAAUGAAGAAUGUUUGCCAGUGAAAGAAAACUUUUCUCCAGCAGAUGAAGCUUUUCAUGGCUGCAGGAUGUCUUUCUCAGUUGGAGAAAGAUUUGGCAGAGGGGAGUGAUAGGAUCCAACCCAAAUUCUCUGAUCAGGCAUUAUUCCCGCCGGUCUAAUCUCACAUAAGAUAUGUACACAGGUCUUUGUAUGUUUUUCUUCUAAUUCAUUCAGUAGAGGGAAGGAUACGAAUUCAUCUGGCUACUCCAUGCUCCAAAUAGUGUCUGUGGCAUGAAAUGGAUGGUUCUUUGAUAGAAGCUGAUGGGUUUCUUUUCCCAUCACCAUCACAGAGCAUUAGGAUUCUUUCAGCCUGUGGCGUUUUACUGAUAAAGGGUUAAUAAUAUAGUGCACACAAAAGAAGACCCUAGGCAUUGAUAUAUGAGCUGCUGAGGCCUAAACAGAUCAAUAAGAGAGGCACUUGAUAUUAUUAUUGUGAUUGAGCAUGAUUGCUGGUGUAGACAGCAAUUAUGCUUUCUUCACCAAUCCAUUUGUCGCCUUUCCUGUGCAGUAGCUUCAUGAUGCAAAGUUGCGUGCUGACAUUGAGCAAUUUUUCAUUGGAUUCUAAUGUUCAGUUAUUACUUAUGGAAUCUGUGUGAAGAGAGAGAGAGAGAGAGAUCAUGCAUUCAAUUAUAAGGUAAGGUAUGUAAAAUCUUUUGUUCACAUUCUAGCAACUUAGUGAAGAAUGGAACAGUCCUAGACAGUCUUAGAUGCAUGACCAUUCUGCACUUAGCAUGGAGAAAAGGUUAUCUGAAUCAUCCAUCAUGAGCACAUAAACAUUGUUGCUCAUUAGGAUGUGGUGGAGCUCUAAAUACUCCAUUCCUAAACAUCUCUAAGCCCAUUGACUUCCAUGGGCUUAGAAGGAUAUAAAUCUGCUGAAAGAACAACUUGUGCUUCUGAAGAACUAUUUGAAUGGCCUACUAGUGGCAUGCACUGAACAAUAUGGACUGAGAGCAAUAGAUAGGAUGGUUAUUGUUAAAUACAUGCUGUGGAUAAUAUUGUUAGAUGUCUUUCUGGACAGACUCUGGUACUUUGGAAAGGUCAGAGAUGGACAGUGGGUGCGUUUGCCCGCCUGGCAAGUCAAUUCAUACUUGCACCUAUGAACUGCAGCCUUACAUAUUAUGAUCAGUAUUGGGAGGGAUGCUAGAGGGAUGGUGAUCCACAACAGCUGCAAUGUGAAUCAGUACAGGAACUGCCAACUAGGGAAUGAGGCCUCCAUAUGACAGCGUACAGUUCUCCACAGUACAGUUUUCUCCCUUUCCUGUGGUUACAUUUGUUGUAUCUGGUUGUGCAUUUCUUCCAGUAUUAAGAAGAUCAUCCAACAUCUGCAAAUGGUUGGCUCCUCUGGGACUCUAGGGACAUGUGGUUUUGUUUCUAUUCUCAUAGAUCCUUUAUCUGUUUCAAUGGGGGGACGGAUCUUGUCCCACAUGUAUCUGUAUGACUCAUAACUAAGUGUAAAUUUGUUCUGCAUAUGUCUGUUGUGUUAAAUUCUGAACGGUAUCCUGGCUUAUCAAAUAUAUUUACACAAAUUUUCCAA
Heteronotia binoei (common prickly gecko) is the source of this 4015-nucleotide messenger RNA. It is a transcript of the gene SLC9A9, whose product is annotated as solute carrier family 9 member A9. The record is from RefSeq and is a predicted model, not a curated record. The transcript has 16 exons. Gene Ontology annotation, biological process: proton transmembrane transport; sodium ion transport; regulation of pH. Bases 184 to 2097 code for a protein of 637 amino acids. Gene Ontology annotation, cellular component: membrane; recycling endosome. NCBI's taxonomy places the organism in Eukaryota, Metazoa, Chordata, Lepidosauria, Squamata, Gekkonidae. Gene Ontology annotation, molecular function: sodium:proton antiporter activity.